UAGCCAUGAGCUGAAUAUUGAAUAAUAAUGAUGAUAAGGAGGAUGGGUGUGGCAGUUAGAUCUAUUUAUACGCGUGGGAGAAACAAGAGCUCAGGCCUCUAUACAGUCUCUCCUUAGACCAGGAUUAUGGCUCCCAGGCAUUAGGACGCCUCACCAGUACAGUGAAGUAUGGGAAGUGGAGGAGCCUCCUCAGCAGGCCUUUGAUGAGAUAUUGAAGAGCAUCAGGUCUGUCAUUGAUAAGGACAAGGAGAUGAUGGAACUCAAGGAAGCAGAUGAAGAAAGACUCUUUAUACAGCUGUUCAGCUUUACUAGGAGAUGCAACUGGCUGGAUGUGAUUGAGAUACAAAUUGAUGCAAGUCUUAUGCAAUCAGAGACAACUGUAUCAGUGAAAGGUUUCUCUACUGGCAUAUUUCCUGUUUCUUUGCCACUUAGCUUUUUGUGGAGUGCCCUAUUCUGCUGGAUACCAUUCAAAGAUGUAGGAAUAAACCAGAAACGUGUUACUGCCAUUCGUCAAGCUAUGAAUAUCAACUGUACUGUUGCAUCUAAAGGAAGAACAUGCUGAGUGAAGAGCUGAAGCAUUAAAAAUACUUUUAUUGAUAUUAUCAAGAGUAGAUGAUUUUGCACAACAAAAGUAUUAUUAUGUGCUAAAGCAUUGACAUGUAUCAUGUGUGACAGUUAUAAAAGUAAUAGUUAUCAAUGUUAAUAAACAUAGUUUUAUUUUGCUAGCCUCGCCCACAACUUAAAUUUAAUAUAGAAUUUUAGUUUUGUUAUGCUGUGAUUUUCAGUCUCUCUCAUCGAGUUGUAGUUCGGUAUCUUAUUGUCCCUCAUCCAGAAGGAGAUAUGGCUGAAUCAACCGAGCCUAAAGAAACCGACAAGCUAGUGGAUCACGAAGAGCCCCCGGCUAUCAAGACCGUCAAGAGAGAUGGGACAAGGGUCUUCAAAAAGACCUCUCCCAACACCAAGAUAACUGUAUAUGUAGGCAAAAGGGACUUUGUUGAUCAUGUAACAGAAGUUGACCCAUUGGAUGGUGUUAUACUCAUUGAUCCGGAAUAUUUUAAAAAGGAAGCGAAGAAGGAUAGGAAAGUAUUUGCACAAAUACUCGUUGGGUUUCGUUAUGGCCGUGAUGAUCUUGAUGUCCUUGGGCUCAACUAUAGAAGGGAUUUGCUUGACGAAAGAAUUCAAGUCUAUCCUCCUCCUGAUCCAUCAAAGCCUCAGAUCCUAACUCUCCUACAAGUUAGACUUCUUAAGAAAUUGGGAAGGAAUGCUUAUCCCUUUACCUUUAGUCUUAAACCUGGUUUGCCGUCAUCAGUUUCUCUGCAACCUUCACCAAAUGCCAGUUCCCAGGAAGGAGAAAAGCCUUGUGGAGUGGACUUCAUCCUGCGCUGUUAUGUUGCCAAAAAUAAAGAGGAUAAAAUUGAGAAAAGAAAUUCCGUGCGUCUCUCUGUCAAGAAGAUUACACAUGCAUCGGAUGAACACACUCAAAGGCCUAGCAUAGAGCUCACUAAACAGUAUCUUCUCAGUUCCCACCCAUUGACUGUUGAGGCUAACCUCGACAAAGGAACUUACUACCAUGGUGAGCCAAUACGUGUUAAUGUGUCCAUUACUAACAGAUCCUCUAAAACUAUCAGAAAGAUAAGAGUCUCUGUUCGCCAGUUUGCUGCCAUUUGUUUGUUUGCUAAUUCUGAGUACAAGUGCACUGUUGCUGAACUAGAAUCAUCUGAAGGAUUGCCUAUUGGAACAGGUGGUUCUCUUCAGAAGAGUUAUGAAAUUACUCCAUUGCUGAAGGACAACAGGAACAAGAAAGGACUAGCCCUUGAUGGCCAAAUUAAACAUGAAGACACUUGUCUUGCCUCAUCAACAAUACUGCCAUCAGGGGUUGAGGACAGCAGGGAGCUCCGUGAGUCGUUUGGUAUUGUUGUUCAUUACAGUGUAAAGGUUCGGUGUAUUGUUAAUCUUGGAUCUGAUCUGACGCUGGAGCUCCCGUUCACUUUGACACACCCUAAACCAAAGGAGCGAGUCAUUUCUCAGGUCAUCACUCUUCCUCCUCGCUCAUCUCUCUCCUCCAUCACUGAUCCCAAAGAUGACAAGAGCAAAGCUCCACCUGAGGCUAAGCCUGAGGGUAUUCCAGCAGACGAUACUGUCUCAGUCCAUGACGUUAUUGAUCACAAUCUCAUUACAUUUGAUACUGAUGAUGCUACAAAUGAUCAGGAUGACUUUGUAUUUGAGGAGUUUGUUCGUUUGCGAGUUACUGGAAUGGAUGACAAUAAUGAAACAGAGGCUUAAGGUGCCUGCUUUUUCUCUCGUACCUACAAAUAUAUCAUUUAUUUUGUAUUUUUUAUCAUGAUGGUCUAGACAAAAAUUAUAAUGCUAAUAAUGUGUGUGUAUUUUACAUUAAUUUUAGAUCUUCUUUUACAUAAUUCUUUAUUAAUAAUUUCAUUU
Amphimedon queenslandica is the source of this 2439-nucleotide messenger RNA. Its product is annotated as beta-arrestin-2-like. Gene Ontology annotation, biological process: signal transduction; G protein-coupled receptor internalization. Bases 841 to 2283 code for a protein of 480 amino acids. Gene Ontology annotation, cellular component: cytoplasm. The record is from RefSeq and is a predicted model, not a curated record. The transcript has 20 exons. Lineage: Eukaryota; Metazoa; Porifera; Demospongiae; Haplosclerida; Niphatidae. Gene Ontology annotation, molecular function: G protein-coupled receptor binding.